AUGCUAUUAUUAUUAUUAUCAUUACUUUUAUUCUAUGUUCAUUUAGUUAUUUUAAAUAAAGUUGAUUUAAUUUUAAUAAAGACAAUCAUAUCUAUUCGUUGUCCUGAUGAUAAAAUUUCUUUUGUUGGUUUUCUUCAUACAAUAAACAAAAUAGAUAAUCUUCGUUCAUAUUGUUCUCAUCCAUAUCUUGUUUCAUCUGAUGAUUUAAUUAAUAUAUUUACUAUAAAUGCAUUACUUCAUAAAUGUAUCAAUGAAAAAACUCUCAAUACUAAAUUUAAACUUCAUUUAACAUUAAUACAUCAAAGUGGAAGUAUUUCACCAACUUCUAUAUCAAUUCAUAAUGAAAAAUCAGAUUCGAUUAAAACAUUAGAACACGAUUCAUUUUUUAAUAAAAACUAUACAGUAACAAUCGCGGAUAAUAUUAAGUUAAUUAAUUUAGAUGAAGGGAAAUUUCGUUAUACAUUCUAUAUAUGGUUUGUUAAACGAGAUUGGAUUAUUUGUCGAUUAGAUAUAGUCUUUGAUUCUCAUCCAUGUCAGCAUAAAUAUGAUUUUCCUAAUGCUGCAUUUAUUCCUUUUUGCUAUUAUAAUGUUAAUGCAAAUAUGCCAAUGAGUAUAGAAGAAUUAAAUGAAGAAUAUAAUCGACAUAUGAAUAAAAACAAAACUAUGGAAUUGACUAGUUUACUACAAUCAACUAAUAAAAAUUUAACAAUGAAUAAGAAUAAAUCGAAAGCAUCAAUUAAAAAAAAAAAGUUAAAAAAACAAAACAAUAAUUCUAAUAUUCAAACAAAUCUGAAAACAAUAAUAAUCAUUAUUAUCAUAUGUGUAUUAAUUUUGUCUGGUCUUUCAUUAAUAAUUUUUUAUUUGAUCAAACGAAAAAAACAAGACGAAGAAAAUGAUCUAGUAAAAGAGCUUAAAAAAUCAAGUAUCGAUAGUAUUAUAUCAACAACUAAUGAUGAAACAUCAGAAAAUUCUCUUUCAUCAAAAGAGAAAACAAAUCCUGUUAAUGUACAGUCAUAUGUUCUUGAUGAUGAUAUUCAAUAA
This is a messenger RNA of Rotaria sordida, 1041 nucleotides long. The record is from the annotation of a GenBank genome assembly. Lineage: Eukaryota; Metazoa; Rotifera; Eurotatoria; Philodinida; Philodinidae.